Molecule: messenger RNA, 174 nt
Organism: Suillus subaureus
Lineage: Eukaryota; Fungi; Basidiomycota; Agaricomycetes; Boletales; Suillaceae
Exons: 1
Biological process (GO): rRNA processing; negative regulation of transcription by RNA polymerase II
Cellular component (GO): nucleolus
Molecular function (GO): DNA binding
Source: RefSeq, a predicted model, not a curated record
UGCAGUGACGUCGUAAAAAAACCAAAACUCAAUCAACACCACAGUUUCUGCCAUGCAGCUUUCGACUGUAUCGACUGUUCGACCACUUUCCACACCCCUGCUGAGUACCAAGGACACACUUCGUGCGUGACCGAGGCAGAAAAGUAUCAGAAAAACUUGUACAAGGGUCCUAGA